Helianthus annuus (common sunflower) is the source of this 1239-nucleotide messenger RNA. Its product is annotated as probable leucine-rich repeat receptor-like protein kinase At2g33170. The transcript is spliced from 2 exons. NCBI's taxonomy places the organism in Eukaryota, Viridiplantae, Streptophyta, Magnoliopsida, Asterales, Asteraceae. Bases 1 to 1239 code for a protein of 412 amino acids. The record is from RefSeq and is a predicted model, not a curated record. Gene Ontology annotation, molecular function: protein binding.
AUGCCCCUCCCCUUAAGGGUGGAAGAGGCACCAUCCGUGACCCCUUCGUUGAGUGAUGUUUGCCGCACGGUGAGGGGCCGCCACCCUCAAAUCGGUGAGCGGCCUAGAGGGGAGGGCUCGUUGUCUCCUCAUGUGGGGAACCUCAGCUUCCUCCGUACGCUUUCUCUUGGUAACAACAGCUUUCAUGGAGCCAUUCCUCAAGAAGUUGGUCGUCUUUCUAGGCUACGUUAUCUGUAUCUGUACGUAAACAAAUUCAACAAGGUCAUUCCAACUAACAUAUCUGGUUGUUUUAACCUUGAAGAGAUUGGUCUUUCCAAUAACGAGCUAGUUGGAAGCAUACCCAAGGAGAUCAGUUCCCUCACCAAACUUAAUUUUCUUUCACUUUUUAAUAAUAAGCUUACAGGUGGAAUCCCAACCAUCUUGGGAAAUAUUACAUCAUUGGAAUUGUUUUCUGUUAGAGGAAAUCCCUUGGGUGGGAGCUUCCCAAACAUCUUAAGCCAGUGGAAGAAUUUAAGAGAGUUUUACGCUAGAGGUUGUAACUUAACCGGAACCAUCCCUCAUGAAAUCGGUCAUCUCUCCAGGUUGACGGUCCUCAGUCUUGCAAUUAACAAGUUCUGUUGGGUAAUUCCAACUAACUUAUCCGGUUGUUCAAACCUUGAAGAGCUUUAUCUUUCCCAUAACGAGCUAGUUGGAAACAUACCAAAAGAGAUCAGUUUCCUCUCCAAGCUUACUUAUUUUUCACUUGAAAAUAAUAACCUAACAGGUGGAAUCCCGCCACACUUAGGGAAUAUUACUUCAAUGGAAAUGUUCUCUUUAAAAGGAAAUCCGUUGUUGGGUGGGACCAUUCCAGACACCUUAGGCCUCAUGGAAAGUUUAAAAGAAAUUGACUUUGGUGGUUGUAAUUUAUAUGGAACCAUCCCUAAUUCUCUUUAUAACCUUUCACUCCUAGUUGAUAUUAGCUUGGCUGAUAAUCAAUUGACAGGUGGUCUAUAUUCGGCCAUAGGUGCAACGCUUCCUAAUCUUGUUUCGUUUCAAUUAUGGGGUAACAAACUAAGUGGACCACUUCCGGCAUCCAUUUCAAAUUGUACGAGUUUAAAACUUCUUGAACUCGCUAAAAACAAGUUUAGUGGACACUUGACAGUUGACUUUUCAAAUCUAACGAAUAUGUAUAUUAUAAACAUUGGUGGAAACCUCUUUGGAAGCAAAGAAGCAGAUGAAAUAAGUUUAUUGAUUCUUUGA